AUGAGGAUAGAACCUUCUAGGAAACAUAUCAGUGCUGCUAGGACAGUCGCCAGCCGCCCCACCGUCCCGACCGCCCCAGUCCCAGCCGCCCCGCGGUCCCCAGUCUCCCAGCAGCCCCGCCCGGCCCCGCAGCAAGGGACCUCGCCGCCUUCCCCCAGCAGCGAGGCUCCGGCCCGGCCCCGCCCGGUCUCGGUGGUCUUCAGGCCCGGGUCUCCAAUGGCACCGAACGCGGGCUCCAAGUUGGACCGGGCUGUCCCUAGCGUUCUCCUGCUGCUGCUUCUGCUGCUGCGGCUGGUCCGGACCUGGGAGGGGCGAGCCGAAACUCACUGUCUUUCCUAUAUCUUUACCAAGACUGCUGGACAACUGUGCUGUGAGGUUCAAGGCAAGAUAGAGGAAAAGAUUUUUCUUAAUGGUAGCUAUGGAAACAAGAAUUUCAAACCCUGUGGUCCCCUGGGGAAGGAAAUCUAUGGCACAAAUGUCUGGAAAGGACAAAUGGAAACACUGAUUAAUGUGGUGGAGGAACUCAGAAAGAAACUGCUUGAUUUUCAACUGGAGAAUCACAUACUCAGGGGCAAUAUCACUGUGGAGAUCACCAUGUCUUGUCAGCGUGAAGCCAAUGGAGACAUCAAUGGAUUCUGGCAGUUUUGUUUCAAUGGGGAGGAGUUCUUCGUCUUUCACUCAAAGAAUAGAACAUGGACACUGGCUAAUCCUGGAGCCAAGCACAUGAUAGUGAACUGGGAAAAUGACAUGGAUGUGACCAGCUUCUUCUAUAACAUCUUGGCAGGAGACUGCAAGAUGUUGCUUACACACUUCUUGACACAUUGGGAAAAGCUGCUGCAGCCAAUAGCACCACCCACCGAGGCCUCAGGCACAGCCCACGUCACGGCCAGGGCCACCAGGUCCAUCUGCUGCACUCUCAACGUGCUCCUUACCUCCUUGAUCCUACUGCUCAUACUGAGUCGAAGCUGCUCCGCCAAGCCCCUGUGAGCCUGGCCUGGUUCCCACCCUCUCCUUGGCCGCUUCCUGUCUAGUACCUGCGGCUGCUGUCCAGAGUCCCAAGAGUUCAAACCUUUGCAUGCCCAGAGGCCACCAGGAGUCACGAUGAAAGUGCACAUUCCACAUCUCAGGGCCUGUUUCCCUUCGUCAGGACCCUCUUGUACUUUCCAUUAAUACCAGCCAGUUUCUCUUGGUGCUAAAAUAAACACUGGACUGUUUCCUUCA
Microcebus murinus (gray mouse lemur) is the source of this 1221-nucleotide messenger RNA. Lineage: Eukaryota; Metazoa; Chordata; Mammalia; Primates; Cheirogaleidae. The record is from RefSeq and is a predicted model, not a curated record.